Molecule: messenger RNA, 1881 nt
Organism: Phaeodactylum tricornutum CCAP 1055/1
Lineage: Eukaryota; Bacillariophyta; Bacillariophyceae; Surirellales; Neidiaceae
Product: fructose-bisphosphate aldolase
Exons: 2
Biological process (GO): rRNA processing
Cellular component (GO): nucleus
Molecular function (GO): ATP binding; nucleic acid binding
Source: RefSeq, a predicted model, not a curated record
UUUCGGGCCCUCGCCAUUUCGCAAGUCACACUACGAGGCUUGGAAAGCGCCAAAACACCGUUCACCACCAUGACAGAUAUUCAAAACGCCUGCAUACCUCAUGCAUUGGCAGGCAGAGAUAUUCUGGGAGCUGCGAGGACGGGCAGUGGAAAGACGUUGGCGUUCCUCAUUCCCGUGUUGGAGUGUUUGUACCGCAACCGGUUCUCUCCCGUCGACGGUCCCGGUGCCGUCGUGCUGUCGCCAACCCGUGAACUUGCGGUACAAAUAUUCCAAGUUCUCCGUAUGGCUGGAAAGUACCACGCCUUUUCGGUGGGCCUUUUGAUUGGCGGUAAACGCGACUUUUUUGAAGAACAAAACCAGGUUGGUUCGACAAACAUUAUCAUUGCGACCCCGGGACGCUUACUGCAGCAUCUGGAACAGACACCGAAUUUUGAUACGUCCGAUCUACGAAUGCUUGUGCUGGAUGAGGCUGACCGCGUCCUAGAUAUGGGUUUUCGGGAUCAAUUGGUACGAAUUCUCGAAUAUCUUCCGACGGAGCAACGGCAAACUUUGUUGUUCUCAGCGACGCAAACAAAUGAUGUGUCCCAUUUGGCGACGAUGAGUUUACAAAAACCUGAAUAUCUCGGGGUUCACGACAAGGAAAAAACGUCGACGCCCGACGCGCUUCAACAGUCGUAUGUUGUCGUUCCACUCGAGCACAAACUGGACGCGGUUUACUCCUUUGUGAAGUCACAUUUAAAAAACAAAUCGAUUAUCUUCUUUGCCACCUGCUCACAAGUACGAUACGCUUGGGAAUUAUUCUGUUCGCUACGACCAGGCAUACCAGUCAUGGCGUUGCACGGAAAAUUGGUACAGACGAAACGGACCGAAAUAUACUUUGACUAUUUGCAGAGACCACACGCGGUAUUGUUUGCGACCGACAUUGCCGCGCGCGGUUUGGAUUUUAAGGACGUCGACUGGGUCGUGCAGGCAGACGCGCCCGAGGACAAGGCCAUGUACAUUCAUCGUGCCGGUCGUACGGCACGGUAUCGCGCGGGUGGGAAAUCACUUUUGAUGUUGACACCGCCCGAGGAAAAGAACGGCUUUAUCGAGCUCGUUCAGGGAAAGAAGGCAGCCAAGGUUCCCUUGAAAAAGCUUAGUAUAAAUCCCACCAAGACUGUGGUCGUUACGGAACGAGCUGCCUCGUUGGUGGCGUCCAAUCCAAAUUUAAAUCGACUCGCCAAAAAGGCGUACGAAAGCUACAUCCGUUCCAUUUUUCUCAUGCCGAACCGAGAAAUUUUUGACGUGAAAGACAUGUCUCUCGAUGGUUUUGCCAAGUCGCUGGGCUUGGCAUCCACACCAAAUUUGCGCUUUUUGAAGAAUUCCGCCAAGGACAGAGAGGAAUUGAGAAGUGUCAAAAACGUGAAUCGAAAGCUGCAAAAGCUAAAGGAUCAAAUAAAGGCAGAAAAGCUUGCCAAAAAGAUUGCUAGGUUGGGAAACGAUGGUAGCGACGAUGAUAUUCUGGUACCCAAGAAUCGCCAGACGGCCGAAGAUGACGACGAUGAGUCGCUUCCAGAAUCCAAGGUUCACGAAGUUUCUCAAAGCAGGAAACGUAAGAAGAUCCGGAUAGACAUAUCCAACACCACGAACAAGCGUAUUGUAUUUGGAGAGGAUGGGGAAGAAGAAGACCUCAAGGGUAUGAUCAAGGCCAACGCCGGGGCGAUUGAGCAUAUUGGGAAUGACAAGGAAGGACUCGAGCAGGCCACGGAUGAAUAUAUGCAACAAGUACGUGAGCGUUUGCGCAGUAAUUUUGAAAAGGACAAGGCGGACGAGAAAGAGCGCGUUCGGGCCAAGCACAAGAAGCGCCGUAUACAAGAGAAGGGAGCCAAAGACGAAGAUGAG